UACACAGUGAGUAAUUUCAAUAACACAACACAAGGAAGCUUUCAUCAUACGAGCUAGGCAUUGCACACAGGAUGCUGUAGCAUUAUCAUUUUAAUAGUAAAGGCUUAAGCAGGCUGGACAGCAAGCAGUAAAUAAAACUACUGGACUUCGUAGGCAGAUGCAAUUCUUCUUCAGGCUACACUAUAGUCUUCUGAACUUAACUUUGCAAGCUGGGUUUUACUAAUUCCAUAUUUUAUCUAAAUGUUUGAGAUUCUUCUUGACAAGAUGGGUUCAGGGAGUAGUGCUAUAUGUGAGAAAUUUCGUGGAUCAGAAAAUACUACUGCUACUCAACACUCGAGGGCGCCAAAAAUGAAAAACUUGCCAAAAAAUCCAAAUAUAGACAUGAUUGAAGAAGAUAGUUGCAAAUCCUCUGGGAAGUUAUCACAAUUCAAAGCGCCCUCAAUUAUUACCGAUGAUGGUCAGCUGGUUUUGACCAACGAUAUCGGUUCAAAUUUAAACCACAAAGAUGGAGAAUGUACAAAGAACCACCAUAAUAUGCCAUGUUCAAAUGGCUCCGUGAACAGUAAUAAGGACUUGAAAUCAAAGAAUUCAUUUAAUCCCACAAUGCAUCAGAACUCAAAUAACCGCAACGAUUCUAGUGAUAGCGAUGAUAUCCAUUCAGAGGCAUGCUCAAAUAUUCAUACCCGCAAGAUAGCAGGACUUAAGGACAUUCAAGGUUAUGAUAUACCGGUUUUUUCAAAGAGCAUGACAGAGCGUGUACACACCCCAUUAGGUCGGUGCGUAAGUGCGGACAUUUGGAACCCGUCGUCUAGUUUGGAUGUCCCUUCACAUCAUAGUUUACUGAAACAAGCUAAUUUACAAAGGCGGAUUUUCCCGUCAGUUCCAUAUUCACCGUAUGCAUCUCCUGUAGGAUCUCCGACUGCAUCACCACGUAUUAAGCGUAAACCAACAAUAGAGUCUUCAGUUAUCUCAAUUAAAGAUAAAAUGGACUAUGUACAACUCAAUCAGUACCAACUUAGGGAGGAAAUUGGCAAAGGAACUUUUGGGGUCGUUAAACUAGCAUACAACGAGGAAGACAACAAAAACUAUGCUAUGAAGAUUCUGUCCAAGAAACGCUUGAUCAGAAAAGGCGGCUUUGCUCGUCGUCCGCCACCAAGGGGAAAUAGAAAAGUUCCAAAGACACCACUAGAUAGAGUAUACCAAGAAAUCGCAAUUCUCAAGAAAUUAGAUCAUCCCAACGUUGUCAAAUUAGUUGAGGUGCUUGAUGAUCCGUCUGAAGAUGAGCUUUAUAUGGUGUUUGAGUUGGUAGAGAAAGGUGCCACCAUCACCAUGCUACUCACACCAUCAUCAUCACCACCACUGUCCUCGUCAUCACAAUCAACCUCUUUUUCGAAGUCAUAUUUACUACUUGGGGAAGACAACCAUGUGAAGAUAUCUGAUUUUGGAGUAAGUAAUAAGUUUGAAGGAAUCGAUGCAUUACUGUCGGAUACAGCUGGUACACCUGCAUUUAUGGCACCAGAGAGUCUUUCGGAAUAUUCCAAUAAGUAUGGAGGUAGAGCACUUGAUGUGUGGGCGAUGGGAAUCACACUAUUCAGCUUUGUUUAUGGCAAGGUACCAUAUACAGACAGCUUUAUUCUUGGUCUUCAUAAUAAGAUUCGAACCCAGCCCCUCUCAUUCCCAGAUAGGCCAGCAAUAUCACAAGAAUUAAUGGAUUUGAUUGAACGAAUGUUGGAGAAAGAUCCAGAGAAAAGAAUUACACUUCCAGAGAUAAAGGAACAUGAGUGGGUGACUGUGAAUGGAGAGGAACCAAUGCUCUCUGAGGUUGAGAAUUGCACUUUGAUUGAAGUGUCUCAAGAUGAGGUUGACUGUUGUGUCAAGCCAGUGCCUAAGCUAGAAACACUCAUUUUAGUGAAGAAGAUGUUAAAUAAAGGUUCUUUUCAGAAUCCUUACAAACAAGGUAGCAAAAGCAAAGAAGGAAAGGUUCUUAUUCAUCCCUUAAGUAAAAUGACAUUAUGUGAGCCUGGUGAAAGAAUGCGACAUCGAUCAGGUACUCCAUAGAAAGGACAUAUCAGGAUGAUACUGUAUUACCUGUUACUCAUGAUGAUACUCUCAACAUUAUAAGGAACAUUCUGGAAGUAGAAAACAUGUAGUAUCAUCAAAUCCUGUACUAUUAUACAUCUCUCAGUAUGGCUAUUAUACAGCCAAAUUAUAUCUUGGAAAUAUCAAUAAGCAACAUAUAUUAUUAAACUUUCAGGUGAUGUGUAUAUUACAUGGUAUUAAGAUGGUGGUAAUUGGAAAAUAACAAGUUGAAAUAAUACUUGGAUGUUUCAAUAUUCUUCAAGAGUUUAUGUGUCAGCAUUUGUGAAUGCUGUGUGUAUAUAAACAACAUUGACAUUUUACGUUAACAAAUUUUUACCUUGUCUGAUUCUUGAGAAGCGGAAUUUUUUGAAAUUUUUGUAUGACAGAGCAUGAUGUAAUUUGAUUAAGGAAUAUUUUGUAUAAAGUUGAUUAGGUUUUUCUACAACUUAAAUGAUAAUCAGGUUAAAAUACGCAUGUUUUGAGUGGUGAAGACUAGGGAUAACUUUGAAAUGUAAUGCAUGUAAAGUAGAAAUUUAGUCUAAUCGCAUGUAUUUGGCAAUUAAAAAGAUUCCCACUUGUAUUUUUACUCUUUUACUUGAAAGAUCACAUUUUAAUCAUUAUUCGUUCAUCUACUUGGAUAAUAGAAAAGAAUGAAAAAAAGUUGCAUCAUGAAAUGGGUAGUUAUGUUAAGAUGACUGUCGACAAGAAACCAGGAAUUUUACGAUUUUUUGAUUAGGCAGAAGAUGGUAAUAGGAAUCCCACAUUUAAAUAAGGCACUUCUGGGAGAUCUGGUUAAAUCAGAUUUUUUAAGACAUCUAAUUCCAUUUCGCUGCACAUAGUGAUACCCAAUGGCCCUAAAAACCUGCAAAUAUUUUGAAUUUGCGGAAGGCAGGGUAUAUUCUGGGCGACUUGGGACACCUGUGGUGAUCCACUGUAAGAAUCAGCAAGGGAGGGGACAUGAUGAUCCUUUUGUCAAAUUGUGACCCUUCCCCACUGGUAUUUCUAAUAUGGAAUGGUUUGACCCCUUGCAAGUAGGACACUAAGCUUGUAAAUCUAAGAAAAAAUCUUUUUGAAGGUUGAUAAAUGUUCGAUUUUUGAUCCACUGUUUGAGUUUUAAAAUUUGCAAUAUUAAAGUAUUUGAAGUUGUUGACUGGGCAGUAAAGCAAUAUGCAAAUAAGGUUGAAUACUGUUAUUUUUAGGUAAAUAUGACCUAUAAUCAGCAUUAUUAAUUCAUUAUUAAAAGAGGUUGUCAAUGUAACUAUUAGUAAGUUAACUACAAAUACAUAUACAGUAAUGCUAAAGCGCUUAAAAUGUGUUUAAAAUAUUUUUGGUUGAUAUUUUGUUCUAAUAUUAUUUUACCAGGUAAAAAUUUUAGUUAUUUUUUUCAUUGCCAAAAGUAGAUAUAAACUUUUAACGAUCUACAAAUCUAAAUUUAUUCUAAAAUGUUAUGUAUCUUUAAACUCGGUCAUAGGUCAUUCUGAGUAUUAUACUGUACAUAUCAAGGGUUAACAUUGUAAAUGAGCCAGUCAUUGCUACAGUUGUCUAGCAGAAUUAUCUGUCCCAAUAGCCACGUUCAUUUGGCCAACAUUGACCAAUAAAACAAUACAAAUGCAUCAACUUCAGAGACAAAAAAAAACAUGUUGAAUUUCGUAAUUUUUAAGGAUAGAAUAAACAUUUUAUAUUUAGAAGUUCCCAAUAGAAAAUUAAAAUUGAACUUAGUUUAGUGGAAUUUUGAACAUUAAUUUUUAACAUAUAUUUUUAAUGAGAAUAAUUAUAUAAGCCAAUCUAUCAUUUUUAAGGGGAGAUUAACUUUUUAUUCUAGUUUUUUUUUUUAGUAAUGGUUAAAUUUAUGUAUUGUGCUGCUGGAAUUGAAAUAUUACAAGACACCGUCUUUUACUUGGGAAUUAUAUGAUGAUUUCUAAAUUAUAGAAAAUUAUGACAAUAAUUGAAUGUGUGUAUGGUACAUGUUAUAGCUGUGGUAUAUAUUUUUCCCACAGAGCACAUAUGCAAUAAUUUAUUUGAUUUCCAUAUCAUUAAGCUUUAAUAUCACCAUUUGAAUAUCUUGAUUGAUUUUUGAUAUCAUUAACCUUUAAUGUUACCUUUUAUCUUGAUAAUUGUAUUGUUUGAAAUUUCCAUUCCAAAGACUGAGUCUUCAGCUCUGUCUACACUACCAAAUUAUCUUUGACAAAAAAAAUGUUAUAUGCCCAUAUAUAGUCAUGAUGUGCCUAUAUAUGGUCAUGAUGUGAUGUCAUCAUAACCAUAUUUAGGCAUGUCACAUGUUUUUUGUUGAAUAAAAUUUGUUAGUCUUGACAGGGCUUUAGUGUGUACUAUCAUAUUUUGAUCUGUCAGACAAUGUUUAAACUUUAAUCUGAUGAUGUAGGGCAUAGUCCACUAUCUGCUGAAGCCCUGUCCACUCUACAGUGUAUGUUGCCCAUAUAUGGGCAUGUUGAUGUAAUACCCUUAACACUGGCCGUAUUCGACUGGUCGUUCUUCGUUAAACCAUGCCCACCUGCGCAGUGGUAAAAUCCUACUUGACGAAUAAGACCAGUCUGAUAGACAAAAAUGUGAUAGUGUAUGCCUGCUUGUUAUAGGUUCUCUGUCCACAUUAAGUGUUGCCUGUGAUUUGGUCAUCCAUAUUAGGGUGUGAAAACAUGUGAUAUGAUGUUGGCUUGUACGAGUAAAUCAUAGGGAAGUUGACAGUCUGGACAAAGCAUUAAGAUAUAUAUCUACUAUUUUUCUAUGGUUCAUAUUCUCUUGUAAGCCGUUGGUAGAAUUUAGGCCAAUGGUUAAAAAUUUGUCCUUGUUUUGAUUAAAAUUAAGUAUAUAAAGACAGAAUAUGUUGCAUUAUAUUUUUCUGCUAAAGGAGGUCCUUGUCCAUUAAAUGGGCAUGUUUCGCAUGUAAAAUAUUGUAAGCUGUAUUACAAGUUUAAAAUAAAUUUUCAAGCAAUUCUAUUA
Molecule: messenger RNA, 5034 nt
Organism: Anneissia japonica
Lineage: Eukaryota; Metazoa; Echinodermata; Crinoidea; Comatulida; Comatulidae
Product: calcium/calmodulin-dependent protein kinase kinase 2-like
Exons: 16
Coding region: 241-2058 (605 amino acids)
Biological process (GO): positive regulation of protein kinase activity; intracellular signal transduction; protein phosphorylation
Cellular component (GO): cytoplasm
Molecular function (GO): calmodulin binding; ATP binding; calcium/calmodulin-dependent protein kinase activity
Source: RefSeq, a predicted model, not a curated record